Sclerotinia sclerotiorum 1980 UF-70 is the source of this 144-nucleotide messenger RNA. RefSeq lists its product with no specific name. The coding region runs from base 1 to 144 and encodes 47 amino acids. The transcript is spliced from 2 exons. The record is from RefSeq and is a predicted model, not a curated record. NCBI's taxonomy places the organism in Eukaryota, Fungi, Ascomycota, Leotiomycetes, Helotiales, Sclerotiniaceae.
AUGACUAAUUAUGAGAGGUACGGAAUCCCGGAUCAGAGCCGAAUCUUCAACAAACCAUCAGGUGUAUGGAAUCCUAGUUUGUUAAUAAAUACGGAUAUUCACAAUCACCGCUUAGAAUCACACGCAGAAGAAGAAAAUAGAUAG